AUGAAGCGCAAAGCGAGGCAGGUGCCCAUUGUGCAAGCAUUAGCUUGCGGCGCUGCCGCUCGCCAAGUCGUGGAUCUUGAGGAGGCGAGCAAGGAAGAGAGCCACGCCAAGUCGUUUUGUGCUGAUGUAGAGGAGUCGCUGCGGCCGGAGGCCACGCCAGAGCACCUCGCUAAUGCUGCCACAUGCUGCCCGGCCUUGGUGAGUUGGCCACUCCGUCGCCUUCCCGCACAGCCUGCAACUGUGCGAACCGUGCGAGUUGGUGAAACUGGGCGAGCCGUCAGUGUUUCGGAUCAGGAGCUUGCUGCCAUCGCCCCGGUCCAACUCAUCCGUCACGCGCUGCCACAUAAGCUGGCCGACCAGCUUCUGGAUUCACUCCUGCGGGAAUCGGAUUCCUGGAAGGCCAGCUCCUGGAUCGUGCAUGGGAACCAGUUCACAACUCCCCGGACAUCGGCAAUCUACGAGUUCGCUGCUGGCGGGCCCAGUUCGAGCGAAGAUGGCUUUGGCAAGGAGGAAAGUCGAACCAGAUGCGAGCCGUCUGCAACCCUUCAUCGAGCAGCCGUCUUAGUCCAAAGCCUAGUUCGUGAGAGAAGGCCGUUUGCCAACUGGGUGCCUACGCUUGCUUUGGGAAACCGUUAUGAAAAUGGAAGGGCUUGUGUCGGUUGGCAUUCGGAUUUUCUCAAUUCGCUUGGACCACGGCCGAUCAUCGUGGGUCUCUCGCUGGGAUCUUGCCGUCGUUUCUGCCUGCGCCGAAGUACUGCUCCAGAUUCAUCACGUGAUGCCAGCGAGACCAUAGUGGCUUCUAUACCAAUGCCUCACAACACAGUUGUCAUCAUGUGGGACGAUUGUCAGGAAGAGUGGCAGCACUCUGUCCCCAGACAAGCUGAUUCCACUGUUGAGAAGCACGCCGUGGCAGGCCUUGUGCGCUUGUCAUUGACUUUCCGAAUGUCGCGUCCAGAGCUUGCGCAGCAUGGCAAAUCAUGUCACUGUGGCAGGCCGAGUGCGCUUAAAAGCAAAGAAGGACGGUAUUACCUGGCCUGCUGCCCGAUGGGGACUUCCAAACAGUGUGGCUUUUGGGAACCUUGCUCCUGGGCACAGGAGGAGUCAGAGCGGCUGAGGCAGAAGAUGAAGCUUGGGAUGGAAAGCCUCGAGUUCCCGGGAACAGGAGCAGAAAGCCCCCGAUGCUCUCACCGCAGGCAGCCUGGUAUACAGGAGUUCUCGAACUCACGGUCCCGCAAUGAAGCGAGCACGACAUGGAAUGCCAGAUCUGGCAAACCAGAUGUUGCAGACAGAGUUUCUAUCGAAAUUUCAGAUGACGACAUGUGA
Molecule: messenger RNA, 1323 nt
Organism: Symbiodinium sp. CCMP2456
Lineage: Eukaryota; Dinophyceae; Suessiales; Symbiodiniaceae
Source: the annotation of a GenBank genome assembly